GAGCGAGUGAGCAUCAAACAGGAAGCAGCCGCUCGGCCGACUCGAACGGGAGCAAGAUGAAGUGGUUUCUAUCUUUCGCUUUAGCUCUCAAGUGUCUCAGCGACACGACCGAGGCUGAGGAAGUGAUCCUCAUGGAACCCUUUGAUCCUACGAAGGCUGGUGGUCUGUGGUACAUCUAUUCGAGGAACCAGAACCUCUUGGAGAAGACCAACGGCGCGAAGUGUCUCAUAGCAGACAUCGAACACGACGCGGGUGGCAUGGAUCUCUACAAGGUUGAAGCCAAGUGGACAGAUCCCUCACUCGGCGACAUGGAUAUCACCCUUCACGUCGUGGACGACAAGGUCCAUCCAGCGCAGUAUUUCUUCCUACAUGACGAGCACCGCAUCGCGCUCUCCAUACUGGGAACAGACUACGACAACUACUUGGUGGGCCACGGAAUGCUCGGAUUGAAAGCCACCUACUUCACCGCCUUCCGCAAACUACCGGCCGACCCAGCUGUUAUGGCUGCAGCGGAUAAAAUUCUCCAGAAGAACAAAGUUACCAGGGACUUUCAGAUAAUCGAUCAUUCGUCCUGCUGAAACAGCUGAGAGAUAUGCUUGGAACAGUCUUCCGUCAUUC
Galendromus occidentalis (western predatory mite) is the source of this 618-nucleotide messenger RNA. RefSeq lists its product as uncharacterized. The coding region runs from base 57 to 578 and encodes 173 amino acids. Lineage: Eukaryota; Metazoa; Arthropoda; Arachnida; Mesostigmata; Phytoseiidae. The record is from RefSeq and is a predicted model, not a curated record. The transcript has 5 exons.